Molecule: messenger RNA, 3324 nt
Organism: Mangifera indica (mango)
Lineage: Eukaryota; Viridiplantae; Streptophyta; Magnoliopsida; Sapindales; Anacardiaceae
Product: transcription factor bHLH157-like
Exons: 10
Coding region: 283-2868 (861 amino acids)
Biological process (GO): regulation of DNA-templated transcription
Molecular function (GO): protein dimerization activity; DNA-binding transcription factor activity
Source: RefSeq, a predicted model, not a curated record
UAUAACAAAAAUAUUACGCAACACCAUACAGACUCCUGCGUUAAAAGAGUUUACACUGCCAGCUUUUGUGUCAUUUACUGUUUCCAAUAACCUUCUGUCCUGUCACUCUUCUGUUCUAUUCCUUUGGUUUUAUUUAUCUUUGUUCAGUCUUACAGAAAACGUUUUCUUUGUGGCCGCAACAUGGCUACGUAUUGGAGCUUCAUGGGGUUGUAGUAGUAGGUACCGGGUAGAGUCAGUUUUGGAUUUUGAAGUCGUGUUUAGUUGGGGACUUGGGGUCGUGAAAUGGGUGAUGAAGAGAUGGUUUCGGUGCUCCAGGGGAUGCUCAAGAGUUUAUGUUGCAGUAAUGGGUGGUCUUUUGGUGUUUUUUGGAGUUUUGAUGAACGAAAUCCCAUGUUUUUGACUUUGCAAGAUGCCUACUAUGAAGAACAAAUGGCCACAGUGGUUGAUAAAAUGCUCUUAGAAGUUCACAUGCUUGGUGAAGGAGUAAUUGGUGAAGUUGCUUUCACUGGGAAGCACAGAUGGAUGCUCUCUGAUGCUGUCGUUGGAGACCGGAACUCCAUUUGUUCUAUAGUAAGUCAAGAUGCAUUUCAGGACGAUUCAGGCUUUCAUCACCUAUUUUCAUCUGGAAUACAGACAAUUGCGGUAAUCUCUGUGGAAUCAAGAGGAGUGGUGCAGUUUGGAUCAACCCAAAAGCAGAUGUUGGAGAGAUUGGAAUUUUUGGACCAGACGCAAAAAUUGUUACAGAAGAUGGAAAAUUCUGAAGGGCUUAUCCUAUUGGAAAACUUGCCAUCAUCUCUGAACAGGGAAACAGAUGAUUUAAAUGCAAUCUUUGCUUCCAUAAUUUCAUCUGGAAAUUCCUUCAGUGACAACUUUGCUCCUGCACAUGAUGGCAGCUCUAGAGAGCUGAAGGGAAACCCUUCUUUGUUAGCAGAUCUUAAUCAUUCCUCCACUUUCACAUCAGAGAUUGACCACAGAAUUAUCAACUCAUCUCAUCUUUGUAAUGAAUUCCAAAUUCCCGGCAGAGAAGCUCAAGCCCUAUCAUCUGAGAAAACUGAUGCUGUGUACCAGCCACUCUUCUUACCAUCUGCCUCUGUUAAAAACUUGGUUGCCAGUACCCCCUGCAUUAGCACAUGGAGUAAUGAAGAUUCUUUUUUGACUUCCUUUGAACAACUAUUUCCUUCUGAAAGUGUAAUUCAGGAUUCAUCAAACUUAUAUUCUGCAAAAGCAACUGCUCUUCUCCAUAAUUCUCAGGGGGAGUCAAGAUUGACUUCAGCAUACAGCACAGAGGGAUUGCUUGAUGUAGAAAAAAAGAUUCCAGGCAGUAUAGGGAAGAUGAUGGACAGCCAGCACUAUGCUCAAUCAUCCCCAGAAAAUAAAGCUAAACUUCCGGAGAUGACUACUAAUCUACCUGGAUUGCCAGAGGAGUUUAAGCCAACAGAUUUCUCAAACUCCUAUGAAGCGGAAGAUCUGUCUCAGUUUUUAAGUCCUUCACAAGACAAUAUCCUGAACAGAACGGGAAACACAACAAACAAUAAUCUUUUGAAGUCAAUUGCAUCUAGUUCAGUUUCAUCCAGUAUGGUUCAUGGCAAUGUUUCAGUUGACAUUUCAACCAAACAUCCAUCUAACUCUGUGCAAAGUUCAAUCAGUGAUGCAUUUGUAUCUGGUGGACAAGAGAAGUUUGCAAUUGUUCAUGAUGUGCAAAAAUAUUUGUUUGAAGGUUUGGGGCUGGAUUUUCUAUGUGAGCGAGCAGGGGAGUGCUUGGAAGAUUACAUAAAGCCUGUAGUCGGUGGUGAUCAUUCAUCUGCUGGCGCUGGUAUGACAGAGUGUGUAACUGACUUGGAUGUUGGUUCCACAGGUGGUCCCUGGAAAGGACUAUUCUCUCAGUUAGGGCUUGAAGAGAUUUUAAGUGGUGUUAGUAGUUCUAGUUCUGUGACUCGAUGUAGUUUUGAGGAUCAACUAUCCUCCACCAAAAGAAGGAAAAUGGAAAGUUCUUUCUCUAAUGCUAAUCAAAUUCCAUUGACAAAGCUUUCUUGCUGUGAUGGAAGCAUGGGUUUAGUUCAGCCUUUCUAUAACCAGGAGAUGCACAAUCUUGUGCACAAGAAAGAUUUUUUACUAAAAUCACAAGUAGGUUUAUUGAUUGAUGAUAGCUAUAGCAUCAAUGCUGAACAUUCUGCUGUAGCGCCAGCUAAGAAGCCUGAAAAACCUUUGAAGGUCAUCAGGAAAAGAGCUAGACCUGGGGAAAGUACCCGUCCCAGGCCCAAAGAUCGACAACAGAUCCAAGACCGUCUCAAGGAAUUGAGAGGGAUCAUCCCUAAUGGUGUAAAGUGUAGCAUUGAUGCUUUGUUGGAUCUCACUAUCAAACACAUGCUUUUCUUACAAAGCAUAACAAAAUAUGCAGACAAGCUGAAAGAAGCCAAUGAGCCAAAGAUGAUUGGCAAGGAGAAGGGAGUACUUCUUAAAGACAACAUGUCUAGUCCAAUAGGCAGUGGUGGUGCUACAUGGGCAUUUGAAGUAGGGGGCCAGAGAAUGGUUUGCCCAAUAAUUGUCGAGGACUUGAGUCCACCUGGUCAAAUGCUCAUAGAGAUGCUUUGUGAGGAUAGAGGAUUCUUUCUAGAAAUAGCAGACAUAAUUAGGGGUUUUGGUUUGAAUAUCUGGAAGGGAGUGAUGGAGAUUAGAGAGGAUAAAAUAUGGGCACGCUUCAUAGUCGAGGCAAACAGAAAGGUAACAAGGAUGGAUAUAUUUUGGUCCCUUGUUCAACUUCUACAACAAACAUCCACCUUGAGAACGGAUUCAACCAAUCAGCAGAGUAAUGCCAUGGAUGUUGGUAUUCCUCUGAUGCCUGUAGCUGCGUCCAAUCAGCUUGGUUGAGACACUUCGAUGAUUGAGCACAUCAGAAAACGGUUUCAGAGAUACCUUGAGCAUGCACUUAUCGAGAGCCUGCGGUGAUUGGUGUUCUGAAAAUUGAAGAGCUAGCUAGAGCUAUAUAGCCUAAAGGUGGUUCUUCUUUCCACAUCAUACAUCUUGGAAAUGAAGAUGGAAUGUGCAUAAAGUUAACAGGUCCUAGGAUAUACAUUGCCUUAAACAAAGUCCUGAUUUAGAGAAAGGAUUUUUAUACGGAGCAUGCCUUAGCCUUACACAGGAAGCAGAACCCACUGUAAAAACUUGUCUUGCAUGCAAUAUGCUCUGGUUUAUGUCAGGUUACAUAUGACAGACAAACAUGACACAUGACAUGAGUGAGCUGAAGUAUGUUGUUUCUUGUUUCUUUCUGGUCGGUCUUGCAAUAACUUCUUAAUUGUUCAUAAUUUGAAGUUGUUUUUUAAGUUA